Cheilinus undulatus (humphead wrasse) is the source of this 1142-nucleotide messenger RNA. It is a transcript of the gene ca4b, whose product is annotated as carbonic anhydrase IV b. Bases 187 to 1110 code for a protein of 307 amino acids. The record is from RefSeq and is a predicted model, not a curated record. Gene Ontology annotation, molecular function: carbonate dehydratase activity; zinc ion binding. NCBI's taxonomy places the organism in Eukaryota, Metazoa, Chordata, Actinopteri, Labriformes, Labridae. The transcript has 8 exons. Gene Ontology annotation, cellular component: plasma membrane.
CCUGCUUUAUCUUAUUGAUAUGGCUGCAGGUAUCUGUGUUAGCAGUGUCAGUCAUAAAACUAGAGCAGGUCAUGUGGGCGGUGUGACACUGGUGGUCUUACAUGUGUCAUAAAAGUCUGGCUGAACUCUGUUUUAACUCAGAAAAGCUCAAUGCGGGAACACUGGGACUGACACGGAUCAUUCACUAUGCUGCUUUCAUUUGUUUUACUUGUUUUUGCCUCUUUGAUGAGGAUCAUCUCAGGGGCAGAUUGGUGCUACCUCUCCCAAGAUGUAUGCGGUCACACCUGCACAGGUCCAGAUGUAUGGGGAGCUAUUUCACACCACUGCAGCGGCAGAUUUCAGUCUCCAGUUAACAUUGUAACAAGGAAAGUGCUGCCAGAUGGACGUCUCACUCCUUUUCACUUCACGGGCCACCAAAAAGCUUUUCGUGGUCGUCUCAUCAACAACGGUCACACUGUUCACCUGGAGUUACCCUCUAGUAUAAAGAUUAAAGGAGGAAAUCUUGCUGUGCCAUACAAGGCCGUUCAAGUUCACAUGCACUGGGGCAAAGAUGGAGGACCAGGGUCUGAACACACCAUCGAUGGAGAACAAUAUUCAAUGGAGAUGCAUAUCGUCCAUAUUAAAGAAGAGUACGACUUUGUGUCGCAAGCUUUGAAAGACCCCAUGGGUGUGGCUGUGCUUGGAUUUUUCUUUCAGGAAUCAGAGUUUACCAAUAAGAAAUUUGAUCCACUCAUAAAUGCUCUGAAAUACGUCACCCGAUCCAGUAACAGCACAACACUGGGGGGUGUUUCCCUGGAAAUGUUCAUCCCUCCUCACAUGGAUAUGACCAAGUACUUUCGUUAUUACGGCUCCCUCACUACACCGAGCUGUGCUGAAGCUGUCAUCUGGAGCCUGUUUGAAAACCCCAUCCUCCUCAGCAGAAAACAGCUAGCCGCGUUCUCCCAGCUCCAGUUUUCUAACGGGAAGCAGAUGGUGAGAACCUACAGACCGGUCCAGCCCUUAAAUGGAAGGCAGGUGUAUUACUCCAGAGGACAUGUUGGUGUGGUUAGCACUGUGUUGCUUAUUUUAUCCCUGGUGGUAUCCUAUACACCCUCUCUGUACAACUCAUGAUGAAUAUUGUGUUUGACUUUUAUCUGUAAACA